Rhopalosiphum padi (bird cherry-oat aphid) is the source of this 1602-nucleotide messenger RNA. RefSeq names its product zinc finger MYM-type protein 1-like. The record is from RefSeq and is a predicted model, not a curated record. The transcript has 7 exons. Gene Ontology annotation, molecular function: protein dimerization activity. Bases 1 to 1602 code for a protein of 533 amino acids. NCBI's taxonomy places the organism in Eukaryota, Metazoa, Arthropoda, Insecta, Hemiptera, Aphididae.
AUGAAACCUUUAUCUGUCGUUUAUGCGUUAUUACCAAAAAAAACACAGACAGUUUAUGUAGAACUUUUGAUGACUCUCAAAGACACGUGUUCAUCAGUGAAGUCAUUUUCUAUUGAUUUUGAACUUGCUUUGAUAAAAGCGAUUGAAGAAGGUUUUGAAGACAGCGUUUCCAUACAUUUGUGCUAUUACCAUCUUAGUCAAAGUGUGUGGCGUAAAGUCCAAAAUCUUGGUUUGGCAUCAAAAUAUACAAAAGACAAAGAAUUCCGUUGUUCAGUACGAAUGAUCAAUGCAUUGGCCUUUUUACCACUUAAUAUUAUUAAAAAAGAUCGUGAUAAUAUAAAUCAAGGCAAUUUUAGAGCCAUUUUAAAAUACCGUGCUGAUGGUGAUGACUAUUUAAAAAGUAUUUUGCAAAAAGAAGGAAGAAAUAAAUUUAUUUGUCCCCAAAUUCAGAAUGAAAUAAUUUCAGUGUGUGGUGAUGUAAUUUUGAAAAAGAUUGUGAAUCAAGACAAUGACUCAAAAUGUUUUACUGUGUUGGCUGAUGAAACCACUGAUAUAUCAGUGGUUGAACAUUUGACAGGCAAAAAUUUAGCAGAUUCUAUAUUGAAUGGAUUGAUGAAUUGUGGGGUUGACUGCAAAUAUUUAUAUGGACAAGGUUAUGAUGGUGCAAGUAAUAUGGCAGGCCACAUGCAAGGCGUUCAAGCCCAUGUUAGAGCAAUGUAUCCUAAAGCUUUGUACAUACAUUGUGUAGCUCAUUCUUUAAACUUGGCUGUCUCGACACCUAGUAACAUUAAACCUAUAAGGAAUUGUUUAGGAAUUAUAGAAAAGUUGUACGUUUUUUUCAAUACACCCAAACGUAACAAUGUUCUGCUGUCUUGUAUUGAAAAUAGUGAUACCGAUAUAAAAGUGAAAACUCUUAAACGUCUUUGUGCCACAAGAUGGGUACAAAGAUAUGAUGCGGUUCACGAUUUUGUUGAGCUAUUUGAGUUUGUCUUAGAAGCAUUAGAGACUAUUUCAGAGUGGAAUGAUUCAUUAGGUUCCACUACAGAUGCAAAUUUACUACUGAAAGCUAUGGAUUCUGAGUUUAUAGUGUCAGUUUAUGUUGUUAAGCUGUUGUUUUCAUUUGGUCUUCCUUUAUGUCAGCAAUUACAAAAAGAAAGGAUUGAUUUAAAGGAAGCAGUUGACCUGACAAAAGACAUUGUUUCAGAAUUGAAAUCUAUGAGAAGCGAAUGGUUUGAGAGUUUAUUUUCUUCUAAUACAGUUUUAACUGAAGUUGAAGAAACUUCAUUUAAGAAAUUAGUUGAAUUUUACCAACCAGAUGUAGAAAAAUUAGACGUUUUACUGGUUGAGCUAAAGUUGUGGAGGCGCAAACUAAGCAGAUCAUCUAAUAAUGAACCAAAAUCAGCUCUUCAAGCGCUUAUUGAAUGUGAAGCUAAUAUAUUUCCUAAUAUAUUUAUAAUAAUCAAAAUUUUAUGUACAUUGCCUGUAUCCACUACAACAUUUGAGCGGAUGUUUUCAUCCCUUAAAAGAAUAAAAACAUACUUAAGAAAUACCAUGUCUGAAGAUCGAAUGAAUGGAUUAACUAUGUUAGUACACAUCCAAUAA